Salvelinus namaycush (lake trout) is the source of this 4425-nucleotide messenger RNA. RefSeq names its product PH domain leucine-rich repeat-containing protein phosphatase 2-like. The record is from RefSeq and is a predicted model, not a curated record. Gene Ontology annotation, molecular function: protein binding. Lineage: Eukaryota; Metazoa; Chordata; Actinopteri; Salmoniformes; Salmonidae. The transcript is spliced from 20 exons. Bases 19 to 4065 code for a protein of 1348 amino acids.
CGCGUUCUAAAGCGGAACAUGAAGAGGAAUGGGAGCAGAGGCUGUGUUACCAGGAAGACCCGCUUUGGAUCGCGGGAGCGGGAUUGGCUGAAGGGGGAUGCCCAGCGAGGCUGUGUGUGUCUGUACGGGGGAACAGUUGACCCCCAGCCCCCAGCCUCGGGCCCACAGGCCUCCUCCACCCUCCAGGCAGACCUGCGGCUGGUGCUAUGCUCCACCACUACCACGGUGGAGGAGCUGUGUGCCCAGAGAGAAGUAGAGGGACUAUACCUGCAGCUCCAUGGAGACCUGCUCAGGAGGCUGGACCCCUCUGAGCGCCCUCUCCACAUGGUGUAUGACUACCUGGCUGCUAUAGGCUACCAGGACCCUCUGCGGGUUCAGAGAGAGGCGGCCAACUCGGACCUCAGCUGCAUGAUCCGCUUCUACAGUGAGUGUCCAAUGAACGCAGACCAGCAGGAGCGAACCCUGCUGACGGGCGUGUUCAGCGUCAGGAAGGGGAAGACCCAGCUGCACAAGUGGGCAGAGCGCCAGGUCCUCCUGUGUGGCACCUGUCUGAUUGUGGCCUCCGUCAAAGACAGCCUGACGGGGAAGAUGCACAUCCUGCCCCUGGUGGGGGGAAAGGUGGAGGAGGUGAAGAGAAGACAACACUGUCUGAUGUUCAGCUCAGCCGGACCUCAGGCCCAGACAUACUUUGUUAACUUCGACACACUGGCAGACUAUCAGAGGUGGCAUCGGCAGGCUUCAAAAGUGGUUUCUCAGACCAUCAGCCUGGUGGAUCUGUCAUGCUACAGUCUGGAGGAGGUGCCAGAGUACCUGUUCUACAGCCAGGACCUCACCCACCUCAACCUCCGACACAACUUCAUGUCCCUGCAGGGCCCCGGAGGACUGCUCAACCUCCCCAGGUUUUCCCAGCUGAAGAGCCUGAACCUUUCACAUAACCGCCUGGGAGUGUUUCCAGAGUCUGUCUGUGAGAUCCUCACCCUGACAGAGCUCAACCUCUCCUGUAACGGCAUGAACACUGUCCCCGCACAGAUAGGCAACCUCCAGAGUCUGCAGACCCUGUCUCUGGAUGGGAAUCAGUUGAGCUUCCUUCCUGAAGAGCUUGGCGGCCUAGCCCAGCUCAGCAGCCUGGGGCUUUCCUUCAACAACUUCCCCCACAUCCCUGGUGUGCUGGAUAGGCUGAGUGGCAUGGACAGGCUAGCCAUGGCUGGGAACAGGGUGGAGACCCUGGAGCUGGGGAUCCUUGCCAGAAUGAGCCACCUCAAGAACAUCGACCUGCGGCUGAACGGUCUACGCUGGGUGAAGAGUGAGGCCCUGGAGGCAGUGAAGCAGGUGACCCAGCUAGACCUGAGGGACAACCACUUGGCCACCCUGGACCUGAGCUCCAUCUGCAGCCUGGAAACCCUGCACUGUCAGAGAAACCAGCUGAGGGCACUAACACUGAGUGGCUUCACCCUGCGCACACUCCACGCCAGCAGCAACCGCCUGACCACAGUCAACAUCUACCCAGUACCCAACCAGCUGACACAGAUGGACCUAUCACGGAACCUGCUGGAGUACCUUCCAGACUGGGUGUGUGACAGUAGGAAGGUGGAGGUGCUGGAUGUUACACACAACUUCCUGUCUGAACUACCAGCCAGACUGCUCAGCAGCCUGAGUCUGAGGAAGCUGCUGGCUGGGAACAAUAGGCUCCAGAGACUGCCUGACCUACUUGACCACGUCCCCCUGGAAGUACUCGACCUCCAGCACAACAAGCUAGGCGAGCUCCCGGAGAGCCUCUUCUACAAGGCCUUAAACCUAAAGUACUUGAACGUGUCAGCCAAUGCCCUGGAGAUAAUUCCCCCCAGCAGCCAAUCAGAGGAGAGCCUCAGCACUCUCCAGGAACUGUACCUGACGGGGAACAAACUGAAUGAGAACUGCGCUGCCCUGCUGGUGGGACACCAGAACCUCAGAGUCUUGCACAUGGCCUACAACCAGCUGCUCUCUUUCCCUGCCAGUAAACUGAGUAAACUGGAGCUGCUGGAGGAGCUGAAUCUGAGUGGCAACAAGCUGAAGACCAUCCCCUCCACUGUGUCCAGCUGUAAGAGGCUACACACCCUCAUAGCACACUCCAACCACAUCAGUGUGUUCCCCGAGAUCCUCAACCUGCCAGAGAUCAAGCUGGUCGACUUGAGCUGUAAUGAGCUGACUGAGAUCCUACUGCCAGACUCUCUAAUGGCCACCCUGCACGAACUGGACCUGACUGGCAACAGCAGUCUCUUGCUGGAGCACAAAACACUCAACCUGUUCAGUCACAUCACCACCCUGAAGCUGGACCAGAAGCCAGCCAUGAUGGCCGGGGACUCCCUGGGCUCCUCCACCCUGUGGAAUCACGGCUACUCUGAGAUGAGCGGACAGAGGAACAAGUUGUGUGUGUCUGUGCUGGCAGUGGACCGCUUUGGGGAUAGUGUUGAGGCGGCCUAUGGCGUCUUCGACGGGGACCGCAAUGAGGAGGUUCCUCGUCUGCUGCAGUGCACCAUGGGAGAUGUGCUGUCGGAGGAGCUGUUACAUUCCAGUGUGGACAGUGUGUACAUGAGUAACACCUUCCUCACCUCACACAGGAAACUGGGCAUGGCUGGUCAGAAGCUGGGUGCAUCUGCCCUGCUCUGCUACAUCCACCACGAGCCGUCGGAGCUGGGCAGCUACUUCAGCCUGACGGUGGCCAACGUGGGCAGCUGCCAGGCGGUGCUGUGUCGAGACGGCCAGCCUCUGCCCCUCUCCAAGGUCUUCAGCCUGGAGCAGAGCACCGAAGAGAUGGACAGGGUCAAACUCAGCAAGGCGAUCAUCACUGAGGAUAACAAGGUGAGUGGAGUGACAUGCUGCUCUCGCCUGCUGGGAUGCUCUUAUCUGUCUCCCUGGGUGCUGCCCAAGCCAUGGGUACGCACCGAGCCCCUGUGUUCCCAAGAUGACUUCCUGAUCCUGGGGAACCGGGCGCUGUUUGAGAGGGUGUCCUACCAGGAGGCCGUGUGCACCGUGCAGGCCGUGAGGGACCCCCGCGCAGCUGCCAAGAAGCUCUGCACGCUGGCCCAGAGCUACGGCUGCCGGGACAAUGUGGGGGCGGUGGUGGUAUCCCUGCACAUCGGGGAGGACAGCUGUACCUGUGAGACCCCUCAUGGUAAUACUGGUACUGAACCCCGGGGACCCCCUCCAACACCCCUCCCUGUCACUGCUCCCCCAGGGGAACCGGCCACACCCUCCUCCAGCAGUGGCAUUGCCUCAGAGUUCAACAGCGAGACUUCGGCCUCGGAGGUGGGGAGUGAGGCGGGCUCCACGGCCUCUGACGAGCACCCCUCUGGCCCCACGGCCCGACCUGAGAGGCGCUGUAGCCUCCACCCUGCAGCCACGCUCUUCCUGUUCCAGCGCCAGCCCUCCUGUGCCACCUUCUCCAGUAACCAGUCUGACAACGGGCUGGACAGUGAUGACGAGGCUCCACUAGAGGGAGUCAUCUCCAACGGGAGCAAGCUGGAGGUGGAGGUGGACAUCCACUGCUGUGCUUUCCAGAUCCGUUCUGGGCCAGCCGCAAGCCCCAAGGACCACAACCUGGACAAGACGCGCUCAGACUACCCCAACGGAAAGAUGCGUCGUCAGAACAGCGUGGUGGUGUCAGCCACUAACGGCUGCCUGCUGGCUGUGUGUGGCAGGGAGAUCUCCGACCUAAAGAAGUCCCCCUCCACCUGCAGCCUCUUUGGGAAGAAGCUCUCCAACGGCUCCGUGGUGGCCCCGGAAGAUAGCCACAACCUCAUUGAGGUAGCCGUGGAGGCCCCUAAGAAGAAGUCGGGUUACUUCACUGCCCCUGCCCAGCAGGACCCCGAGGACCAGCUGGUAGUGCCUCCCAGUCUAGAGCAGGAUGUUAGGGAACAGCUGAGGGGCCAGAGUCCUAUGGUCCCUGGACCUCCACCUCCUUUCACACCCCCCUCCAUCAGAGACCCUGUGUGGGACCACCCCCCUGCUCCCAUGCUGCCGCAGCGGGACCUCGCCCCCAACCCUAUCCCUGCCCUACAGCAGGAAGUCUAUGAUACUGCCCUCUAGAGGGGGCCAGAGCACAGCACCACCCUGUGGUAGUCCUGUGACAGUGCCAUACCAGGGGGGCAGAGGAGGUCUCUCUGGCACAGGUGGGAUAUUCCAGUUCAAGUUUCUAUUCAGCUCUGUCAUGAAGACAUGUGGGGCCUUGACUGUACACACAUGAAUGUGUUACGUCAUGUUAGACGAAGAGAGGUGCUUAGCUAACUGUCUGAUGAACCUGGUGGAACUGUCUGAGUAUCAGAGCUGAACAGGCACUGAAAUUACCACCCAUGAAAAGAGGUUGUGAAAAGUAGGGGGCCACCGGAGGCCAAAAUACCCCAGCCUGAUCUAGAAUAUCUCAUGCGUUUUAGACUGUAGAACUUGUUU